CUGCGCAUGCGUGCGCGUCCCCGCCGCCUAGCCAUGGCCCGGCUCGGAGCUUGCGGCCGGGGUCGCGCAGCGUGCUUCUCCGCUGCUGUAGGUGGCGGCGGCUCCCUGGGGCGCGGUCCGAGCCCCAGGCAAGUACCCGGAGCCUGGAAAUCCGGGAAAGCGCGAGACUUGUUACGUGGCCGAAGGCGGCCUGCCGCGCACUCGCGCGCAGCGAGGGCUUUUUCUUCCAGACGCUUCCAUUGCACCGUCGCCGCACGUGUUGCAGCCUGCAUGCCACCUGCAGGAGCCCCCAGGCCCGCUGAGGCUGUACGCUGAGGGUCUGCAGACCGCAGGAGCCGUGCAUAGUGAUCUUCGAUGCUCACCCUACAAGGACGGUGCUUGGCACGGAGUAGGCUCUCAACAAAUUUCAUGCGUGCAUGAAGAACCCUACACACUGUUCUAGAAGGCGAGGAUUCCAAGCUGAGAGAGGAGGUGGAGGUCAGUCCAUGGCUGUUCCACAGGAUUCAAAUGAGACUCCCUAUUUGCUCCCUCCGAACAGUAAGGACUGGGAAGAGCAAAGCAUUCCUGAUUUUGUCUAUGGGCAGAAGGAACUCAUUCUGGAAGGGAUUCAGUGGCCAAGGACCGCACCCAGCCUCCUGGACAGGAUAGCAAGGUCUCGCUUCGACUCUGUUCUCUGCUCCGCCUGGAGGCAGCGGAUGGAACUGGGGCUGUUCCGCUACUGCCUGGGGAAGCUGCAGACCCAAACCCUCCCUGGGCCAGUGGGUUUUGUGGCCCAGCUGAACGUGGAGCGAGGUGUGCAGAGGAGGCGCCCUCAGAACAUCCAGAGUGUGAAGCAGGCAUUUGACCCUGAACAGUUUAACUUCAACAAGAUCCGACCAGGAGAAGUCCUCUUCCGUUUGCUCCGGGAGCCUGAUCUCCCAGGUGCUGUUCAGCAAGAGGACAUCUACGUAAUGAUCAAUGUCAGCCCCUUGGAAUGGGGCCACGUGCUGCUGGUGCCUGCGCCCACCCGUGGGCUCCCCCAGCGCCUGCUACCAGCUGCACUGCAGGCCGGCAUUGAGGCUGUGCUUCUGAGCUCACACCCAGGCUUCCGUGUCGGCUUCAACAGCCUAGGUGGCUUGGCCUCUGUGAACCACCUCCACCUGCACGGAUAUUACCUGGCUCACAGACUGCCUGUGGAGGGAGCACCGAGUGAGCCCCUGGACCCGGGGGGCCAUUUACAUCUGCUCCAGGCCCUCCCAGCUCCUGGCUUCCUCUUUUACACAAGCGGGCCAGGGCCUGACUUGGAAGCCUUGGUGGGCAGGGUAUGUCGGGCCACUGAUUAUCUGACUGACCAUGAGAUUGCCCAUAAUUUAUUUGUGACCCGGGGGGCCCCACCUGGAAAGACAUCACCUUCCUCAGCUCUCACAGGUGUCCGAGUAAUUCUCUGGGCCCGGAAGUCCAACUUUGGAGUAAAGGAAGGUGAUGCAUUCAACGUCGCCCUCUGUGAGCUGGCUGGGCACCUCCCCAUCAAAACAUCCCAGGAUUUCGGCACUCUGACAGAGGCGGCUGCUCUGGCCCUUAUUCAGGACUGUCUGCUGCCCCCAGCCCAGGCAGAGGAAAUACAGGCAACUCUGGUGGACUUGAUAGCCAAGGAUGAGCAGUAAUCCUUCUGGAAGUAUUUAUUUUCUAUCCAGCCUAAGGCCCUUUCCGGAAAGUUGUCCACAGUGGUCAUUUGGGCUUCCAUGACUGCCUCUCACCGGUCUCAGCCUAAAGGGAGGGGUAAGGAACUGAUAAGUGGUCUCUGUAAAGAGAAGAAACCCUAGAAUAAAUCAAAUGAAUGAGCCAUCAUGAAUGUA
Messenger RNA from Canis lupus familiaris (dog), 1835 nucleotides. RefSeq names its product GDP-D-glucose phosphorylase 1 (gene GDPGP1). Gene Ontology annotation, biological process: glucose metabolic process. The record is from RefSeq and is a predicted model, not a curated record. Lineage: Eukaryota; Metazoa; Chordata; Mammalia; Carnivora; Canidae. The coding region runs from base 417 to 1643 and encodes 408 amino acids. Gene Ontology annotation, molecular function: GDP-D-glucose phosphorylase activity. The transcript is spliced from 3 exons. Gene Ontology annotation, cellular component: cytoplasm.